ACUGCUUGUUUAGUAGUAGUCCUGCGAUUGCUGAUUGUUGCGGGUGCAGCCCUGCAGGAAUUGUUUAUUUCUUGUGUAACUUGCAAAUAUCAAGUUUUCUAAAUAAGAUCGACAAACGCUACAAUGAGUGACUCUCAAUAUGGGGCGUAUGGUGGCUAUGGUGGGGGCUACGGAUCUGCUCCUCCUGCAUCUACGGCAGUGGCUCCAAUGCCUUCGUAUCCACCUUCUGGUGGUGCUCAUCAGCCAGCGUAUGGAGGCUACUCAGCUCCACCACCUCACAUGAGCUACUCAGCCACCACUGCUCCACCAGCAUCCCAAUAUUCUUCUCCUCCUCCUUAUGGCUCUGCAGCUCCAAGCGGACCUCCUCCUGCUCCGCAAGGUGGGAGCAGCAGCUAUUCAGGCUAUUCAAGUGGCAGCUACGACUCGAGCAGUGGUGCUUCUGCCUACAGCAGCGCUCCUCCCUCCUACCAGCAGCCUCCUUCUGCGCCUCCUCAGAGCAAUGCCUACAGUGCACCUCCACCUAGUGCUGCCUAUGGCAGCUCUCUACCUCCUAGCUAUGGCUCAAGUGAUGGAGGUGCCUCUGCUGGUGGUCCUCCACCAAGCUAUUCCUCAUCAGCCCCACCAAGUAGCUAUGGUGGCCCACCCCCUGCUGCGCCGCAGGGUGGUGGUUAUGGUGGGGCACCACCGCAGGAUGGUGGUGGCUUCAACACCAGAGGUGGUGGUGACAGCUAUGGAGGAAGUGGAUAUGGAAGCGGUGGCGGUGGCUAUGGUGGUGGGAGAGACGGUGGAUACGGGGGUGGAGGUCGUGGUGGUAGCAGAGAUGGCGGUUAUGGCGGCAGAGAUGGUGGUGGAGGCCGCGAUGGCGGUGGAUAUGGUGGUGGCCGCGGCGGUGGUGGUCGUGAUGGAGGCUAUGGUGGACGUGAUGGAGGAUUCGGUGGAGGUGGAGGAGAUAAAGUUCUUCAGGAAGACACAAUCUUCGUGUCUGGCAUGUCUGAAGAUGCUUCAGAAGAUGACGUCAAAAUGCACUUCGGAGCAAUCGGAGUUAUUAAGACAGACCGCAAAACACAGCGCCCUAAGAUCUGGAUGUACCGUGACAAAGCCUCCGGGCGGUCCAAAGGGGAAUGUACCGUCACUUACGAUGACACACACACCGCUAAGUCUGCUAUUGACUGGUUCCACAACAAAGAGUUUAUGGGGCGACCUAUCAAAGUAUCGAUAGCGGAGCGGCCAAAGAGCGAGUUCGAACGAAGUGGUCGCGGUUUCGGCGACCGCGGACGAGGCCGCGGACGCGACCGCUUCCGUGACGAUGACAGGGACGGCGGCGGCUUCGAUCGUCGCGGUGGCGGGCGAGGAGGCCGAGACUUCGGUGGUGGUGACUCACGUGGCGGCGGCGGUGGCGGUGGUGGUUUUGCAGGCCGCGCUGGAGACUGGAAGUGUCCCUCACCGUCAUGCGGCAACAACAACUUUGCGUGGCGUAAUAAUUGUAAUCGCUGCAAUGCUGCCAAGCCUGAAGGUGGCGGCGGCGGUGGCGACAGUGAGAACGGAGACGGUGGAUAUCGCGGCGGUGGUGGUGGUGGAUUCCGAGGUGGACGUGGUGGUGGUGGUGGUGGAGGAGACUUCCGAGGAGGUCGUGGAGGUGGUGGAGGCGGUGGAUUCAGAGGCGGCCGUGGUUAUGGUGGCGACCGAGACAGGGACGGUGGUGGACCAAUGAGAGGUGACCGCGGGCCCCGAGCUCGGCCCUACUAGAAACAAGGUUGUCAUGAUCUGCAGUCACCUGCUCUGCCCCUCUACCGCGACGUCUUCAGUGACCGUCUCAUCUGUAAUAUCUUGUUUACUUUAAUUUCUUGGCUAAUAACCCUGACUUCGGUGACUUUUUCCAAUUUCGGUAUAUGCAGCCUUACUAUAAGCGUAAGGAAUUUGGUCGAUGUUACCAAUAAGUUCAUUUGAUGGAUUCGUAUUACAUUUUAUCCUUAAUAGCACCCCAAUAGAAAUAGAUAUUUUCGAUUCUGGGGUUUUUUAAUCUAAACUUACUAUCGCAAUAUCGCAAAGGAAUCCCUCUCCUUGGGAACCGGAAAGUCUUGUCGAAGUGUUCAUUGUGGGCAGACGUAUGGGCGGUGCAACACUAUUUUUCAACCUCAUUCUGAUUCUGAUGGCUCAAAUGCUAGUUCGAAGUCGGAUAUUAUUUCUUAAAUUUUUCCUAAAUUUUUUAUGUCGUGUAUAGCUUUGUCGGAGUAAGAAUAAGCCAUGCUAGACUGCGAAUUUGAAACUAUUCACGCUACCGGUGGAACUUGCUUAUUGAAAAUAGCCUUUUUUCGCCUUUUUUGUCUUCAAGAGUUUGGGCAGGAUAAAUUGAAGUAUGUUCAGCUUUUCAAAGUAGCAGAAUUUCGAAUUAUGAAGAGGAAAUUUUUCAUUUUUUUUAUUUAGAAUGAGGCGCUAUGGUCAUUUGAAUGUUUCAUACGUUAUGGGUAGUUGCUACGUGAUCGUAAUUUUUUAAUCAACGAGGAAGAAUUUAGUGUAUUUCAUUGCAAUCCUCUUGUGGCAUGAUUAUCAGUACAAAAUAGUUUCCGUAGGCUAGGAGUCGGAAAUGGGUCCUGCGAAAAUAUAUCGUACUUGGAGCCGGGGGUUUUGUUCGUGUACAAAGAUUGAUCAACUUGGUUUAAAGUAUUAUUGCGUCUACAUGACAUUUAUCUCUAUUCUUUACUGCACCUCUUUAUACAGUUGGAUGUGGAGAAUUCGAUAACAUUUGAACUUGAUAAAAUGGGUUGGUUUCUUUUUAUUAUCCGUCAAGAUUUUUUAUGUGCUCUAGAAGCGAUAAUGAUCGUUCCCAUGGUAUCUAAUGUAGGUGUGCCUGUACUUAUACGGUUGCCUCAAACAUGCUCUUGUUUGUCACUGUGUUGGAAUUUUCAUCGCCACAGUAUCGAUGUUACUCGUCUGAAAUCUCUACGUAUUUUGUACAUUUUCGAUAGAGGUAAAUUCUGACGUGUGUAUGCUAAGAGAUUAUGGCAGUCUUGUAUUUGAUUUAGCUUAAUAGUAUAGAGACGAUGAGAACAGAUAGCUGAACGCGAGUUGCAAGGAUGAAAGUACGCGCGGGACUGAUCCGAAGUGCUGUAAAUUUUCAUCUGAUACAAGUAAACGUUCAGCGUUUUUUAGUACCUUUACUGUAACAGUGAUGGAACGAACUAUGAUUGUUGACUUAUUCUUGUUCGCUGUUCGUCUUUGCUGAAGUAGAAGUUCCUGCUCAUGUUGAGAAGACGUCAGCUGAACCCUGGUUUGACAAAUACGAAUUUGUCAUUUUACCCCGAUAGUGUGCUGUGGAUGAGCCCAGUCCUCAUAAGUUCCGACCGCGCGUGAAAGUUCAUCUAACGCAUCAUAACUUCAAAUGGAAUAUUGUGGAAUUUCGAUUUGUCACGAAUUGUCACGACACUGGAGUUGCGUUUCGGUAAUACACUUUAUUUAAUGUA
Messenger RNA from Hyalella azteca, 3461 nucleotides. RefSeq names its product RNA-binding protein cabeza (gene caz). NCBI's taxonomy places the organism in Eukaryota, Metazoa, Arthropoda, Malacostraca, Amphipoda, Hyalellidae. The record is from RefSeq and is a predicted model, not a curated record. Gene Ontology annotation, molecular function: RNA binding; transcription coregulator activity. Bases 124 to 1746 code for a protein of 540 amino acids. Gene Ontology annotation, cellular component: nucleus. Gene Ontology annotation, biological process: regulation of DNA-templated transcription. The transcript is spliced from 9 exons.